This is a messenger RNA of Dromaius novaehollandiae (emu), 2968 nucleotides long. It is a transcript of the gene SSBP4, whose product is annotated as single stranded DNA binding protein 4. The transcript has 17 exons. Gene Ontology annotation, biological process: positive regulation of transcription by RNA polymerase II. Gene Ontology annotation, cellular component: nucleus. NCBI's taxonomy places the organism in Eukaryota, Metazoa, Chordata, Aves, Casuariiformes, Dromaiidae. Gene Ontology annotation, molecular function: protein binding; single-stranded DNA binding. The coding region runs from base 207 to 1460 and encodes 417 amino acids. The record is from RefSeq and is a predicted model, not a curated record.
CAGCCGGCGCGGGGGGCGGGGGGAGGGAGCGGGCGGCGGCGGCGGCGGGGACCCCCGGCCCCGCGCGGCGGUUUCAAGCUCCCCCGCGGGCGCGCGCGCCGCCGCGGGCGCAGCCGCUGCCGCUGCCGGGGCCGGUGCCGGGAUGGCGGCGGGGGGCCGCGCCGCCCGCUCCCCGUGACAGGUGGUGGCUGCCGCCGCGCCCCAGCAUGUACGGCAAGGGCAAGGGCCCCGGCGUGCCCUCCGACGGCCAGGCCCGCGAGAAGCUGGCCCUGUACGUCUACGAGUACCUGCUGCACGUGGGAGCCCAGAAAUCGGCACAGACCUUCCUGUCGGAGAUCCGAUGGGAGAAGAACAUCACGCUGGGAGAGCCCCCGGGCUUCCUGCACUCCUGGUGGUGCGUCUUCUGGGACCUGUACUGCGCCGCUCCCGACCGCCGGGAAACCUGUGAGCACUCCAGCGAGGCCAAGGCGUUCCACGACUACAGCGCGGCGGCGGCGCCCAGCCCGGUGAUGGGCACCAUGCCCCCCAGCGAGGGCCUGCCGGCGGGGCCCGUGCCCCCCGCCUUCUUCCAGGGACCCCCGGGCUCGCAGCCGUCGCCGCACGCCCAACCUCCGCCCCACAACCCCAGCGCCCCCAUGAUGGGGCCGCACAGCCAGCCGUUCAUGUCCCCGCGGUACCCCGGCGGCCCCCGGCCCGCGCUCCGCAUGCCCAACCAGCCUCCCGUGGGCGUCCCGGGCUCCCAGCCGCUGCUGCCGAACGCCAUGGACCCCGGCGCGCGAUCGCAGGGGCAUCCGAACAUGGGGGGCCCGAUGCAGCGGAUGAACCCGCCGCGAGGCAUGGCCGCGAUGGCGCCCCAGACCUACGGCAGCGGGAUGCGCCCCCCCCCCAGCUCGCUGGCCGGCCCGGGCAUGCCCGCCAUGAACAUGGGCCCAGGCGGCCGGGGGCCCUGGCCGAACCCUAACGCCAACUCCAUCGCCUACUCCUCCUCGUCCCCCGGGAACUACGUGGUGAGUAUUGGGGAGGGCUCGGGGGGGGGGGGGCCACGCCAUGGGCCGCCCCCUCCGCAGCCCCCUGAGCCCCCUCUGUCCCGGCAGGGCCCCCCCGGCGGCGGCGGCCCCCCCGGCACCCCCAUCAUGCCCAGCCCCGGAGACUCCACCAACUCCAGCGAGAACAUGUACACCAUGAUGAACCCCAUCGGCCCCGCCGGCAGCCGGCCCAACUUCCCCAUGGGGCCUGGGCCCGAGGGGCCCAUGGGAGGGAUGAGCGCCAUGGAGCCCCAUCACAUGAACGGAUCCUUAGGCUCCGGGGACAUGGACGGGCUGCCUAAGAGCUCGCCGAGCAACCUCGCGGGCAUGAGCAACCCGCCGGGGACCCCGCGGGACGACGCCGAGAUGGGCGGCAAUUUCUUAAACCCCUUCCAAAGCGACAGCUACUCGCCCAGCAUGACAAUGAGCGUGUGACCCCAGCGCCGACGCCGCCCGGCCGCCCGCCAGACGCCCCGCGGGGCUAACCGCUGUGUUUAACACACACCAGAGAGAGGGGAAAACACACAAAAAAAGGAAAAAAAGGAAAAAAAAAACCCCACACUAAACAAAAGGAAAAAACGAGGGGAAAAAACAAAACAAACAAACAAAAAAAAACCACCCAGGAACUGGCCACCCACCCUCCCGCCCCGGGCACGGACCCGCCCUGCGCCAGACAAUGGCCGGGGCCCCCCCGGUCCGGGCACCGCCGCGCUGCGGCCCCCCCCGCUGCCCCGCUCGCCUGGCACCGUGCUGGGGGGGGGCAUGGGGGGGGAAACCAGCGGCGAGAUGCAGUGCGGGGAGGGCGUUUUGCACCGGCACCGUGCCCAGGAUGCCCCCCCGCCCCCCCCCCAACACACACGUCCCCGGGGGGGGCCAUACAGCACGGGGAGAGGGGUAUUUAUUUGUGGGGGGGGGGAAGGGGGGGGUUGGGGUGCUGCAUGGGCACUGAAAAAUACCCCCCAUCUGCCCUGCCCCCCCCCAAGCAUCUGCCAGGUGGGGAGGGGGGCACAUGCACAUGCACUCAUUUGCAAUUAGCUCAGCUGCUAAUGAGCAAUGGUGGCGCUUCCCCCCCCCCCCCCCCAAAAAUGCUCACUGCCUGGGAGGUCUUGGACCCCCCCCCCGACUCCCCCCUCCCCCCCAAUCCCUCCCUGCUGGGCAGGGGCUCAAGGCAGGUCCCGUCUGUCCCUCCCCCCCCCCCGCCCCCCAAAACUGCCAUUUGGCCAUAGCCAAAGCUUGGCCCUGCCAAAGCCUUGGGGGGGGGGGGAAAUUGGGGGGGGGGGCGGUAGAGCCAUAAAUACAGCACAGCCCCCACUAGGGCAUCAUGCCAGGCUGGGCAGGGGGGUGCCAAGCCAUACCCCCCCCCCCCAUGCGCUAUAGGGCAGGCCCCAGUGCAGAGAGCAGCCCCCCCCGGGCCCCCCCCCAGCCCCGUCUGCGUGCUCAGCCAGCACUGUGAUCUUCCCGCCCCCUCCCCGAGCGCCAGACCGGGCCCCCCCCACCCCCCCCGCAGAAGGGACCACUUUUAAACUUUAAUAUGAAGGAUUUUGUCUCCUCUUUUAUAACAGAAAGGACCUCAGCGCCCCCCCCCCAAAAAAAAAACACCGCUGCUGCGUGCCCCGGGCCCCCUCCCCCUGUACAGCCCCCCCCAUCCAUGCCGGGGGGGUCCAGGUGCCCCCCACUGCUGCGCAGCACCCGCGGGCGCCAGUGUGGGGGCAGCCGUGCCUGGCCCCCCCCCCCCAGGGGCCGCAGCCCCCCCCCCCAGGCGUAGUCGUGCUGUGUAGGGACCCCCCCCUUCUUUCUAUUCUCGAGAGUCUUUAGACGGAAAAGUUGCUUAUCAAAAAAAAAAAAAAAAGAAAAAAAAAAGAAAAAAAUCCAAAACCAAAAAAAAUUCCAAAAACAACACAAAAACCUGCAUCAAUAAAUGUAAUUUGAUUUUUUUUUCAGAA